AUGCCCUUCGGGCUAACUAACGCGCCAGCGACGUUUCAGAGAGCAAUGGAUAUUCUGCUCUCUCCGUUCCGUUGGAAGUGCUGUUUGUACCUGGGCCAUGUCGUUCGGCCAGGUACAUUGGAAGUGGACGCUGCGCGAACCGUCGCAUUGGAACAAGUGAGGUACCCUCAAACGCAGACCCAGCUCAGGAGCUUUUUGGGACUUUGUAAUGUCUACCGCAGAUUCGUUCCGCAUUAUGCGAAAAUCGCGCAUCCGCUCAAUCAACUGUUGAAGAAGGGACAACCAGUCCAGUUGGAAGGAUUCGACGAACCGUGCGAAAAAGCUUUUCAUAAGCUCAAGGACGCUAUCUUGGCGCCACCGGUGUUGGUGCUGCCGAAGGAGAACCUACCAUACUCGGUAGAGACCGAUGCAAGCGACUAUCAAAUCGGCGCUGCAUUAUUUCAGACACACCCGGGUGCACAACGUAAACCCAUCGAGUUCUUUUCAAGAACGUUAGCCGCAGCCGAGAGAAACUAUUCUGUAUCAGAAAAAGAAUGUCUAGCGGUAAUUUGGGCCGUACAGACUUUAAGACCAUAUCUAUAUGGCGAGCACUUCAUUGUGCAUACCGACCAUGCCUCAUUGAGGUGGUUGAUGAACGUAACCGACCCCAGCGGGAGAUUAAUCCGAUGGAGGCUCCGCCUCUCGAAAUUUGAUUUCGAAAUCAAGUACAAGAAGGGCAAGGCGAACAGCCAAGCCGAUGCCCUGUCAAGAUUACGGACCGCAGGAGAAACCGUCGACGAAAUCGACGACGAAAUUCCAUGCUUUAUAGCCGAACCGGCCGAGGGUACAGUGGAGGACGAGGAAAGUGAGAACGUUCAGCACGGAGACCGAGGAACUCGAAGGAACUCUAUGCCGUACUGCGGCGGAGUUUGUACAAGUGGUAAUACCACAAUCGUUAAGGGACCGCGUCCUAGGGUUAAGCCAUUACGCAAAAUUGGCAGGCCACCCGGGAGGCAGGAAACUUUACAAGACAAUCAGAAGAUUUUUUACUGGCCUACGAUGGCCCUAGACUGCUAUGCAGUCGCGAAGAAUUGCGCCGCAUGUGCGCGGGAAAGGGUGAAGUUAAGAAGAAACACGAAUGAAAUGAAGCUUUUCACGCCCAAAGCUCCGCUGGAGUUUGUCGCCAUCGACAUCCUCGGCGAGCUAAUUACAACUAAACGAGGAAAUCGGUAUAUUCUCGUGAUCAGCGAUCGAUACUCGAAACUGGUACGAACCGUACCGUUGAAGAAGAUAUCAGUUGCACACAUCGCACAAGCCUUCGUUCACCAUUGGGUAUUCUUGUACGGACCGCCGGUCAAGCUGCUGUCCGACAAUGGAACACAGUUCACGGCCCGAUUCUUUCAGAAUGUAUGCCGAAUUCUUGGCAUACGCAAUGUGUUCACGAAUACGUACCACCCGCAAGCCAACGGCCAAGUUGAGGGGUUUAACCGCACGCUGACUUCCGCGUUGCGAAAAUAUGUUGGAGAGCAUCCCAAGGACUGGGACUUAUUUAGCGACGCUGUGACGUUGUCAUACAACACACAAGUUCAUCGAACUACGAACAUUACGCCCUUCGAGCUGGUGUUAGCUCGGGCGCCGAGAAGCAUUGCGUUACAAGUGCAACCAACUUUGGAGAACUUUAGCUCGUCACGAGCAUACUACAUGAAGUGGCAGUCGUGGUUGGAGAGCCUAAUGCGAGGCGCCGAUAAGAGUUUGCGGAAGGAACAAGCCCGGUACAAGCGAAAUUUCGACGCACGCCUUCGCAAUCCGCAAUAUGAGAUCCCACCGGGGUCCUACGUGUUCCUUCGGAAGGAGCAGGGCACGGCUAGCGAACCGAAACACAAGCUGGCACAAGUCGCUACAGGACUUUAUCACGUCAGAAGAUCGGAUCAACAUACGGUAGUCAUUGCCAUUGGCGAUCAGGAGGAACGCGUAUCGCGAGACAGGGUGGAGUUAGCCCCAAGCCCGAUGGACUAUGCGCCGAUAACUGGCCUACGUCAAGCGCUACAGUUCCUGGGAGCGCCGGAGCUAAACGAAGAAGGAGAGGUAAUGGAGGACGAGGAAUGUCCUCACACCCGUGCGCCUACGUCAGGGGACCAGGACAAUCUAAUUAGUCAAGCGCCGACAGCGGAGACAUCUCCGGACCUACGCGAUUUCGGAAAGUCCAGAGAAGAGGACGAAUUGGAAGAUCUUCAAGAGGGGGAAGGGAACAGUUCAGAGAAAGGAGAGGAAACGGAGAAUACGGAAUACGUAAUCGAUCGGGUCGCCGACCACGAGUAUCAAAAUGGUAAUUUGAUUCUCAAGGUGGAAUGGUACGGCUAUACGCCCGAGGACGGGACGUGGGAGCCCAUUGAGCAGUUACCCCGCAGUGCGGCCGUCACGUAUUUCGGAAGGAAGAAGUUACCCUUGCCGCCGCAAGUCGCGCGCGCGCGAGUGGGAUAG
This is a messenger RNA of Chondrus crispus (carragheen), 2460 nucleotides long. RefSeq lists its product as hypothetical. Gene Ontology annotation, molecular function: nucleic acid binding. The record is from RefSeq and is a predicted model, not a curated record. Gene Ontology annotation, biological process: DNA integration. The transcript is spliced from 3 exons. The coding region runs from base 1 to 2460 and encodes 819 amino acids. NCBI's taxonomy places the organism in Eukaryota, Rhodophyta, Florideophyceae, Gigartinales, Gigartinaceae.